AUGUGGAUUGAAGCGGCUGUGGCACUGGCUGUGGGUGGAAGUGGCACUGGCAGUGGUCGAGCUAGAUAUUGCGUACACAUCAAGCUCUUUAUCGUCAUGUCCCGGACCAGGCCCGGUCCAAUUCGUAGCGAAGAGCCGCCGGGCGUUAGCGUAGUGUGCAAAUCGAUCGACGGCUGCUGUCCGAAAGGCGAAGGCGGCCUCUUCUACACCGGCUUUCGCUACAUCGGGCUUUACAACAAGACCAUCGGUGCCUGCUUCCUGGGUGGUCUUGAAUCGAGCGACUGGAGCAAGGUGUACAGCUUGCAGCGAAGUUGGUUCACCGUCUUCACGCUGUUAUGCCUCUUCGGAAGCUUGGUGUGCGGCUUCUCAGCUGUGGUGGAGUACGAGCUUUGCAGCCGUCAGUUGAGCGAGGCUAACCGCUUCCAUGCCGCGGCGUACGCUUCCUACGUGAGCUGCGUGAUCAUCGAGAGCGUGGUCAACUACACCAUGUCGCUGGUGCGUGCCCCUAGACUCCGGGGCCUGAUCAUCAAGUGUUCCGAGCUCGAGAUGUGCCUGCGGACGCCUCCUGGCUCAAAGCGACGCACGAAGCUGUACGCCGUCAGUGUGAUGACCUUCUACGCUGUGCAGAUCGCCCUGUGCAUGUCGCUGGCCGUGGCCACCGACUGCGGCGCCUCGAUGCUGCAGGACAAGGCGUCGCCGCUGAUGAAGAUCUACUCGCGGGGCCUCGGCACCUGGUACAUCCUGGUGCUCGUGCCGCAGUGCCUGGGGCCCCGUCUCUGCAUGUCCUACUCGUUUGCCGUGUUCCGCUUGCACCUGCACUGCAUCGGGCAGGAGAUCAAGGGGUGCCUACGCUCCACCAGCAUGACACCUGAUCAGAUAUCCUGGCGAGCGAAGGCCGAGGUUACGGAGCAGUGUCGUACCCUGCUGCACAGGCUAAGGGAGUGCCUGCAGGAAACCGGCAUCAUCCUGGGUCCUGGUCUGCUGUUCACGUACGGCUACACGGCGGCACUCUUCUGUGCCGCCAUCAUCUACUGCCUGCUGCCCAAUGUGACGCCCGUCAACCAGACCUUCUUUCUGGGCAGUGGGUGCAUGCACUUCGGCAGUCUGCUCCUGCCCACCGCACUGGCCCACUGCUUCGCCGAUGAUGUAUGGAGACUGCAGACUGAGGUCAUGUGCACUCCUCUUGGGAAAGAGCCACCAAAGGUUGUGCAAAAAGUCUCUCUACUGGUGAACACAUUGGAGCGAGAAGAUUACUUGUUCAGCAUCAACGAUUACUUCAACGUGAACCUGCGGACAUUCACGAGCAUAAUUGGCGCAGCACUGAUGUACACGGUUUUCCUGGUGCAGACGAGUAGGCCACCUGUCGAAGGCAGUGGGCAACACUGACACUCUAUGACCGCAAUGCCAUAAACGUCACCAAUUGCUUGCCACACAGAAAACAAGUGCACGCGUUGGAACGAAUGUCGAAGGACUCGCACUGUCUGUACCCACUCACAAGUGGUCGUUAGAAAACAGGAAAUUCUCUUUCACCAAGCGCACUUGCCAAGAAGCGACAGAAGAAGCGACACAAGGCUUUAAAAAAUCUCGCACCAGCACGAACAGU
Rhipicephalus sanguineus (brown dog tick) is the source of this 1603-nucleotide messenger RNA. RefSeq lists its product as uncharacterized. The record is from RefSeq and is a predicted model, not a curated record. Lineage: Eukaryota; Metazoa; Arthropoda; Arachnida; Ixodida; Ixodidae. Gene Ontology annotation, biological process: sensory perception of taste. Gene Ontology annotation, cellular component: membrane. The coding region runs from base 1 to 1386 and encodes 461 amino acids. The transcript is spliced from 9 exons.